Racocetra fulgida is the source of this 668-nucleotide messenger RNA. The record is from the annotation of a GenBank genome assembly. Lineage: Eukaryota; Fungi; Glomeromycota; Glomeromycetes; Diversisporales; Gigasporaceae.
UUAAAUAAUAUUGUGCUAAGCAUAGUUUUGCACUUGCAUGAUCAAGAUUUAAACAUACAAGCCAACUAUUUCAUUAACAAAAUAUUAAGCGAAAGUUUUAGAGAACGACAGAAAAGGCUUCAACAUAAAAAACAACAACAGUGCCAUCAGAGACGCAAAAAUAGAGAAAAUCUUAUACGGAAUGUUACAAAGCAACAAAAUGAACUUGAAUUAUUAAAUGAUAAUAACUGCUCUGAGUUAAAGGAGAAAGAAGAAAGUUGUCAAAUUGAAAAUGAAUCAUUAGAAUUAGUCGAACCACCUUAUACACAAAAUUUAUUAACAAUUAGUUCCGCACUUACACCAGUUUUUCCUGCCUAUGAAGAUUCUAAUUUUUCUACCGAUAUUACUACUUCUGCUGUUUUGCAACCUAACUCUCUACUAAUAGCAUUGAGCCCGAAUAAAUUUAAUAAUUCCUCUUCAGACACAGAUUUAAAUGAAAAUAUCAAUAACAAUAAUACUGAAUUUGACAAUAAUGCUAUUGAAUUUGAUAAUGAAGAUUUACUUAUCAUUAAAUAUAAAUAUGUUACACUUACACAAUUUUAUGCAUAUUGUCUGCAAGUUCAUCAAAAUUGGUUAAAUUUUGUAAAAGCCAAUCAAAAGAAAAUUUGUAUCAAGCUCUAUCAAGGAAA